ACUUUUCCCACUUUGUCUGAAAGUCUUCUCAUUUUCCUUUGUUUUUCGUUUUUCAAUUUUCCUCGACUCUUCCAUCUCGAUCAACGAAUGUAGAUUCCAUAAACUCAAAUAUGUAUACUAUAUUUAUAUCACUCAAAUCAAAGUUUGGAUAAAACACAAGUAUGUACUAAGAAAGGAGUAGCAAAAACAAGUAAAAAAUGGGGUUGGACAGUCUCCUCCUCCAAGCAACAAGAUUCGUUUUCCACGUUCUCUCCUGGCCUUCAGUGACUGUGGUGUGCCCUUUGUAUACUUCAAUAAGGGCUAUAGAGAGUGAUAAGGAAUCCUGCUACCAGCACUGCCUUAAAUGUUGGGUCUUGUUUGCUAUAAUCACUCUCCUGGAAUGGACUUUUGCAGAAUUUGUACUAUGGAUUUACUAUUGGCCUCACGUAAAAGGAUUAGCAUAUCUCCUGCUUGCUCUGCCUUAUUCUGGUUCUGCUUCUUUCAUCUAUUCUCGGUUUGUUAAGCCAUACAUCACACCAGAUUCCUGCGUGCAUUGCAUCUUUCUUAUCCCGGAAAUGAUAAAUUUCACAUUCGGCAAACAGAACGAGUGCACUGAUGCAGCAUUGGCACAUAUCGAAGAAUAUGAAGAGGAAAAAUGGGAAAAUUUAUUCAAUUGUGAGAUUGAAUCUUAUCAUACUUUGGAGCAGAAAUCCAGUAUAAAGGAAAUUCAAUAUGAGGAAGUACGUGAGAAUUUUGUUACUUUCAAGGGUGAAUCUGAUCUGACUUCAAACCAGCACAGCUUACCACAGAAAGUACUUAGUAAAAAGCAACUGAUUGCUACUAAUGAAUUAGUGAGAUCAGCUCGAGAAUAUAGAGAGGAAGUAUCAGCAAGAUCGGUGAUUCGUGAGACUUAUUACCAGCCAGCCAAUUUGAAGAAUGUUCAAAAGGAGUGGAGCUGUCCCCUCUGUCUAGUGAGCACGAGCCGUGAGAAAAACUUGAGGGACCACAUCCAAGGUAGGAAGCACAAGCUCAAGGAAAAGGAAUUCAAAGAAAACGAAGCAGUCUCGUUAAAAGAAGUCCAGAGCCUAUCAAAACUAAAUGCAGAUUAUCGUGUCACGGGUUUACUCGAGAGUUUCAAGUCGAUACAAUUGACAGGCUUAUUUAACCGACCCGUUAAGUUAUGCAGUUGGAAAAAGCCCGAUUGUGGAUGGAUCAAGUUGAACACGGAUGGGUCUGUAGACAAGGAACACGCGGGGUUUGGUGGGUUGUUGCGUGACCACAAUGGUGCGCCUAUAUGCGCUUAUGUUUGUAAAGCUCCACGGGGCGAUUCAUUCAUGGUCGAACUAUGGGGCAUAUGGAGAGGCCUCCGGCUUGCCUCGACUAUGGGGAUUAAGUUUAUAUGGGUGGAGUCGGACUCGAUGAGCGCGGUGAAAAGCAUCAACCGAGAACAACCGUUGUACGCCCCAAUGGCGAGCGGCUGCCUAGAGUGUAUUUGGGAAACACUGAAGACAUUCGAGAAGUACCGAGUGAGUCAUUCGUAUAGAGAGAGUAACAAAGCAGCUGACUAUUUAUCAAAGAUGGAGGUGAAGGGAAGAGAUGACGUUGUACUAUUGCCAGUUGGUUUUCCCAGAUGCCUCAAGAAAAUGAUUGAAGAUGAUGCCCAGGGGAAAUGGUAUUAUAGAUCAUGAACUCUAUUUGAUUGUGGGUUUUGAAAUUUGUUUAGUCUUUUUGCUUUGUACUUGUCUUUCUCUUGUAUCUAAAGAAAGACAUGUUAACGUGUAGCCACUCAACUUUACCAUGUAGUAAAUAUUAUUGGCUGUUUUUUGCCACAACCUAUAGUCGAAAUAGUGUAGUGAUGUUCUAAGAGUA
Ipomoea nil (Japanese morning glory) is the source of this 1848-nucleotide messenger RNA. RefSeq lists its product as uncharacterized. Gene Ontology annotation, molecular function: zinc ion binding; nucleic acid binding; RNA-DNA hybrid ribonuclease activity. Lineage: Eukaryota; Viridiplantae; Streptophyta; Magnoliopsida; Solanales; Convolvulaceae. The transcript has 8 exons. Bases 198 to 1667 code for a protein of 489 amino acids. The record is from RefSeq and is a predicted model, not a curated record.